AUGACCGAUAACAGCUCACAGCCACUCUUGCACCACCAGCACCCAUACGGUAUUCCCGGUGCAACAAGCUCAGCUCAACAGCAACCACCACCAUCGUCAUUCGGCCAUGCACCAUUCGACUAUGAUCCACAGCAAGAUCAGCAACAGCAAACACAACAGCAACAGCAAGCUCGGCAGCAAUUUUCUCCCUAUUCACUGUCGGCCAUGAUGGGAACUUCUCCACCGCAAGCUCCUCCACAACCAUUGGCUGCCACAACCAUGGCAACGGGUGUUCCACCCCAACUACCACCAUCUACAGCUAUACAACAGCAACAACACCAAGAACCUAUUGUAGCAGCAGGAGCAGCAGGAGGAGCGGGAGAAGAACCAUUGUAUGUCAAUGCUAAACAAUAUCAUCGCAUCCUCAAACGACGAGCAGCACGUGCAAGACUUGAAGAAAUGAAUCGUAAUGCAAAGGCACGUAAACCAUACCUGCAUGAAAGUAGACAUCGACAUGCGAUGCGUCGUCCUCGUGGACCUGGUGGUCGAUUUCUUACUGCUGCUGAAGUGGCCGAAUUAGAAAAACAAGGCAAACUUCCACCACAAGACAAAUCACCAACGCAAGAUAAUUAUGAUGAAGAACAUUUACAGCAUCCUCCAAUGUAA
Lichtheimia ornata is the source of this 645-nucleotide messenger RNA. RefSeq names its product transcriptional activator hap2. NCBI's taxonomy places the organism in Eukaryota, Fungi, Mucoromycota, Mucoromycetes, Mucorales, Lichtheimiaceae. Bases 1 to 645 code for a protein of 214 amino acids. Gene Ontology annotation, biological process: regulation of transcription by RNA polymerase II. Gene Ontology annotation, cellular component: CCAAT-binding factor complex. The record is from RefSeq and is a predicted model, not a curated record. Gene Ontology annotation, molecular function: DNA-binding transcription factor activity, RNA polymerase II-specific; RNA polymerase II cis-regulatory region sequence-specific DNA binding. The transcript has 3 exons.